Messenger RNA from Peromyscus californicus insignis, 3916 nucleotides. RefSeq names its product UDP glycosyltransferase 8 (gene Ugt8). The transcript is spliced from 7 exons. The record is from RefSeq and is a predicted model, not a curated record. Bases 285 to 1910 code for a protein of 541 amino acids. Lineage: Eukaryota; Metazoa; Chordata; Mammalia; Rodentia; Cricetidae. Gene Ontology annotation, molecular function: UDP-glycosyltransferase activity.
GCGCGCUGCGACCCGAGGGCACGGUGGAGCAUCGCUCGCCCGCCCCAGAGCGCCCGUCUUAAGCCGGGCAGGCGCGCUGCAGCCUCCCUCAGGGCUAGCCUCGGCAGGCAGGGGCGCUCGCUCGCUCGCUCGCUCGCACUGCACUCCCAAGUCCCGCGCGGCGCGGCAGGCGGCCGAAGGACGCGCUUUCUGGAGCUGCAGAGUGACAGUUUGGGAAGAAGCCCAAACUUCCUGUCAGUGCAGGGCUUGUGGCUUUCCUCAGGUUCUGGUCAGAAGGCUGAGCUAUGAAGUCUUACACUACAUAUUUCAUGCUCCUAUGGAGUGCUGUUGGAAUAGCAAGGGCUGCCAAAAUCAUCAUCGUGCCGCCAAUUAUGUUUGAAAGCCAUUUGUACAUUUUCAAGACGCUAGCAUCAGCCUUGCACGAGAGAGGCCACCACACGGUGUUCCUCCUCUCAGAAGGCAGAGACAUUGCCCCAUCUAAUCACUACAGCCUCCAGCGGUACCCAGGGAUCUUCAACAGUACCACCUCAGAUGCUUUCCUGCAGUCUAAAAUGCGGAAUAUUUUCUCUGGGAGACUGACAGCAGUUGAACUGGUUGAUAUACUAGACCACUACACUAAGAAUUGUGACAUGAUGGUUGGCAACCGAGCCCUAAUCCAGGCUUUGAAAAAAGAAAAAUUUGACCUGCUACUUGUGGACCCCAAUGAUAUGUGUGGAUUUGUGAUCGCUCAUCUUUUAGGAGUUAAAUAUGCUGUAUUUUCUACUGGCCUUUGGUAUCCUGCUGAAGUAGGAGCCCCUGCUCCUUUAGCUUAUGUCCCAGAGUUUAACUCACUCCUCACAGACCGCAUGAACUUCCUGGAAAGGAUGAAAAAUACUGGCGUUUACCUCAUUUCCAGACUGGGGGUUAGCUUUCUGGUUCUUCCCAAAUAUGAGAGGAUAAUGCAGAAGUAUAACCUGAUGCCUGCGAAGUCCAUGUAUGAUUUGGUUCAUGGGUCCAGCCUAUGGAUGUUGUGUACUGAUGUAGCACUGGAGUUUCCAAGACCCACCCUGCCUAACGUUGUGUACGUUGGAGGAAUCCUAACAAAGCCGGCCAGCCCACUGCCAGAAGAUCUGCAGAGUUGGGUAAAUGGUGCUCAGGAACAUGGCUUUGUCCUGGUGUCUUUUGGAGCUGGUGUGAAGUAUCUGUCAGAAGACAUUGCAUACAAACUGGCUGGUGCUCUGGGGAGAUUGCCUCAAAAAGUGAUUUGGAGGUUUUCUGGAACUAAACCAAAGAAUCUAGGAAACAACACGAAGCUCAUAGAAUGGUUGCCGCAGAAUGACCUGCUUGGUCAUUCAAAUAUCAAAGCCUUCCUAAGCCAUGGUGGUUUGAACAGCAUUUUUGAAACUAUGUAUCAUGGUGUCCCUGUAGUGGGAAUUCCACUUUUUGGAGACCAUUAUGAUACUAUGACUCGAGUACAGGCAAAAGGCAUGGGGAUCUUGUUAGAAUGGAAAACAGUUACUGAAGGAGAGUUGUAUGAUGCCCUGGUGAAGGUUAUCAAUAAUCCAAGCUAUCGGCAGAGGGCUCAGAAGUUAUCAGAAAUUCAUAAAGAUCAACCUGGCCACCCUGUCAAUCGGACUACCUAUUGGAUAGACUACAUUCUUCGCCAUGAUGGAGCCCAUCACCUCCGUUCAGCUGUUCAUCAGAUUUCUUUCUGUCAGUAUUUUCUACUGGAUAUUGCCUUUGUGCUUUUGCUUGGUGCUGCCUUGUUCUACUUCAUUUUGUCCUGUGUGACAAAAUUUAUCUAUAGAAAAAUCAAAAGUCUGUGGUCUAGAAAUAAGCAUAGCACAGUCAAUGGACAUUACCAAAAUGGAAUCCCCAAUGGCAAAUACAAAGGAAAUGGUCAUAUUAAACAUGAAAAGAAGGUAAAAUGAGCUAACAACCCAGGUUAUGGGAACAAAUCUGUUCGGUCAUUGAGUUUGAAUUGCUAUACUUUAGUCUAACAGCUACUAAAACUAAAUGUCAGCAAACAAUUCUAAUACUCCCUCAUCAGACCUUACUAAUGAAAUGCCAUGGAUAAGAUAUCUGUAAAGAGCACAACCCUAAAUGCAUAAAUGUAUUUUAUUCAAAUACUGAUGCAGAAAGUUGGCACUGAACCAUUUAGAAGCCUUAAUUAUUUAAAUCAAUUAAGUGAUUGUGUCAGACCUUAAAUGUUACAUGUCUAUUAUAGAUGAAGAAUGGUGUCUUUUUUCUUAGUAAGAUAUGUGUAUGUGUGUUUCCUAUUCCUAUAUCAGUGAGUUUUGGCUUGUAUUUGUUGAAAGUACAACAUAUUCGGGAAUGGAGUAGGAAGACAGGACCCAAAUGUUUCUCUGCCAGUGUUUAACAUAUGUGAACUUUGAAGUCUACCUUCAACGACUGUUUCCCUCAAAAUUCAAAGGGGGCAAGUGAAAAGAUGGGUGGCACAAUUUUUGUGUUUUUGUUUAUUAUAGAUUUUUUAUUUGUUUGUUUUGUAUAUGUCCUUCCUACUGACUAUGGAUUCUUGUGGAGGAAAACAUGUAAUGAAGUAAAUGAAUGAAUUGUUUUUCACAUUUUGCUUAUAUUUUUCUCCUACCAUAAUUUUUCUCUGGAAGAAUUUUCUAAUUUUCUUGUCUUGUUUUAGUAAGUAACAUGUUAACAUAUAAUUAAGACAAAGCAACAAAGCUUACUUUUGUUCAGAGUACUAAAGAUUAUUGCUCACAUGGCACUUGGAAGCAGGGCCAUUGUUUGAAUGUUUAUGUGACUAUUGGAUAUUCCAUAAUUUAAGUUUUGAAUAUUCAGGUGUCACCAUUCUAAAAUUUUAACUUUAAAAUACCACCUUUCAUUCCUUAUAUUGUCUGGGUCACACAAUCUAGUACAUAGGUGCCAACAUAUGAUUCUUUUAAGCAGAACAUUUAUGAAUCUCCUGAUUGGUACCUGCUUUGUCUGCAGGGGUUUGAAGUUUUGUCAGUAAAUCAGACUCUACAUGCUACACAGAAGUGACAGGAAUUGUACCACCCAUUUGUGCAAAUGAAUUCCAUUCCCUCACUCCAUCAGCCCAAUUCAGCAGCCUUUGAUGUCACUGUGUCUGACAUGGGACAGUGACAGUAUUCAUUUGGAACAGGGAGAUGAGUUACAACCUUCACAAAAUCAGGACCUCCCUGUUGAGCCACUUACUAGAUGACAACUGUAGGCCUAUUCCAUGUCACUCUGUUUACUGAGCAUUUGCACUACACAUGCAGAGUAUGUGCUUUAUUUAUUUGUGGUUGGAAAUCCCACAUUUGACACUUGAGAGUAGAGAAAUGAAAUAUUAACAUCAUUCACUAACAUGGAAGAGUUGUGAAAAAUCUAGAAUGCUGUAAAUCCUUGUCAUACACUAUGACAUACAACUUUAUGACACUCCCACCAGGAGCCACUCUCAUAUACUUAGAAGUAAUAUCAUCAAUAGUUUUCUAAUGCACAAUGCAUAAAAUGUACUGCUUUCUGAAUACUUGAAGAAAUGGUAUAUAUACAAACCUGUUAGUUACACCUUUUCACAAUCUUAUCACAAUGUUGCCAUUAAGAGGAAAAAAGUCAGGCAGUGAAUGGUGGGAUGGUAGCAGGACAUAGAGUGUAUGAAUGAGUUGAUUCUACAUUUUGGCAUUUGAUGAAGUUGACAAUAGGCACUAACUGGAUGAUUAAGCAUAAGUUAAUUUCCACUGUGAUUUAAAAAAAAAGACUUAAAACAAUAAACAAAAUUGAAAAUAGAGAAAUGUUGUUGGAAUAAAAUUUUUAUUCAGAUUUUUAUUUCACAGUAUUAUAUAUAGGUAUAUUUAGAUUAUAAACAUGUUUCUAAGACCUCCUUACUUUUGUAUGUGUAUAUGAGUGUGAAAACAAUGUAUUAAAUGCGAUAAUGUAUUUAAUAAAAAUUAAAUGCAGGGAUUUA